CAGAUCUUUUAAAGAAGAUAUAUGAGCAUUUUACCAUGGAAUGCAAGCAGGGGAGGGUGAAGAAUAUCAAAAACCCUUUGAAAAGACUCUCACUCGCAACUGGAAUAUCUGAGAAUACUCUAAAGAGAAAAGUUAUGCAAGACCCAGUUGAUAUGGUGGUGGAGGAUUUGCAAGUCCCUGCUCCAAAGAAGAAACCUGGACCCGAUAGGAAGCUGGAUGACUUCGAUGCAGACCUGGUGAAGAGGACCAUCCAUGACAUGCAGUUGAAGGGCCAGUACGUUUCAUUGCGCCAACUGUCGGAUGUUCUGGUAGAAAAGGGAGUCAGGCUCUUCAAGUCUUCAUUGGGGAGACUCGUGAAGGAUCUUGGGUUCAGGUUCUACAAAGCAGGUUCCAACCAACGCUACAUUGGAGAUCGGAAUGACAUCGUAAGUAUGCGACAUACUUACCUGAGGUCCAUUAGGAAGUUUAGAGAGGAGGGUCGUCCUAUUGUGUAUUUGGAUGAGACUUGGUUGAACACCAAUCAUGUAGCAAGGGGAGAUUGGGUGGACUGUCCUAGGACAUCUACCUCUGCCUUUGAGUCACAUCGUGGAGGUCAUGGGCGUUUUGUCCCAUCUGGGAAAGGCUCUCGUCUGAUAAUUGUGGAUGCAGGUUCUUCGGCUGUGGGCAUGAUCCCGGGAUCCGCUCUUAUUUUCGAGUCGAAAACAGGCAACCAGGAUUAUCGCGACGAGAUGAACUCGGAAAACUUUACGAAGUGGUUCACUGAGCAGUUGCUCCCUAACCUACCGGCUAAUUCAGUCAUAGUGAUGGAUAAUGCUUCCUAUCACAGUCAUCUAGAUCCUGAGUCUAAGUGUCCGACUUCGUCGACACCGAAGGCCGAGAUCCAGUCUUGGCUUGAUAGAAAGGGUAUCCAUUACGCCCCGGGAAUGAUCAAGGCUGAAUUGAUCACAUUGGUGAAGCAACAUAAGCCUCGUCCUAAAUAUGUUAUAGACGAUUUGGCUUCAAAGGCAGGUCACACAGUUUUGCGUCUACCUCCCUAUCACUGUGAGCUUAAUCCUAUUGAGUUGGUCUGGGCUGAAUUAAAAAGUUUCGUCGCCAGGAGCAAUUCCACAUUUAAGAAAGAUAAAGUGAAGGAACUCUUUAAUCAGGCUAGAUCAACUUAUGGGGUUGAGAAGUGGCGUAAGGUAGAGAGUCACGUGAUAAGAGAGGUCGAAGAAAAACUGUGGAAACUCGACGGAGUCCAGGAUGAGGAGGUUGCUCCUGUGGUCAUAGACUUGACGGACUCGGAAGACAGUGACAGUGACAUGGACACAGAUUCUGGUGAUGACGAAAAUGACUCUGACUCUGACGAAUCCAUGGGCUUCGUUGAGGAGUCUGACAAUGAGGUCACUUGUUGCAUAUGUGGUGAUUACAAUGCUCCUGGAAAGUCUCGAAAGAUUGUUUGGGUUGAGUGUGAGGUGUGUAAGAGGUGGAGUCACCGCAUAUGUACCAAGCCCUCUCUAAAGUCAGGUAAGUGUGUCCAAUGUUGGAUCGCUUUGUAUGGACUGAAUCCAGCUCCUUCAUGAGCCUUCCCAUGGUCU
Messenger RNA from Magallana angulata, 1577 nucleotides. RefSeq lists its product as uncharacterized. The transcript has 3 exons. The record is from RefSeq and is a predicted model, not a curated record. Bases 36 to 1562 code for a protein of 508 amino acids. Lineage: Eukaryota; Metazoa; Mollusca; Bivalvia; Ostreida; Ostreidae. Gene Ontology annotation, molecular function: nucleic acid binding.